CUUGGAUGAAUCAAACGAGCUGGAAAGUGACUCAGCUCUCGUCACCUGGCCCCAGCAAGCCGUAGUUGGAAGUUUUCAUGGCCGACACAUGGUCCCAUGAGGCCUAGGCUUCGGACUUGUUCACCGCCAGCUGUACUUCAUUAUGACCUGAGGAACAUUUCAUGGGACAGGGAAGUGUGAAUUGUUCCUCCAAAGGCCGAUGACAAGAGACAUGGACACAAGGGGAGGAGAAGAAUGAGAGACACAAGGCGCACCACUGACCACAGCUGGCCCAAGAAACCUACCAGGAGUUAAAGUGAUAUAUAAGGCCUUUUCUUGCACUUAUCUUUUUCAGAUACUCAGACCAAUGGAUUUCUCUAGGGUCCUUCAUCAAGCCUUCCUCUUGGCAGUGCUGUCCCUGAGGGCAUCCCAAAGUGAAGUCUUGAGUGAGCCUCUCCAGUUGACUCCUGAGAGAAUUAUUGUUUCUGUCCAGGCUAAGCUUCAGCAAGUGAGUUUACAAUGGACUGUUCCACACCUUACUCAUAAAGAAGUAAAUAUGGUAUUUCAGAUAGAGAUCAGUAGAAUUAAGACGUCCAACAUCAUCUGGGUGGAGAACUUUAGCACCACUGUGAAGCAGAACCAAGCUCUGCAUUGGAUCUGGGAGUCCGAGAUCCCCUUGGAAUGUGUAAAACAUUUCCUAAGAAUAAGGGCUAUGGUAGAUGACGCCAAGCACCCACCACAGAGACCCUGGAGCAACUGGAGUCCCUGGAAAGAAGUUAGUGAACACGUUCCAGUUGAACCUGAUAAAAUAUUAGUGUUUCCUGAAAACAAACUGUUGGAAGAAGGCUCCAAUGUCACCUUCUGUUUCAUGUAUGGGCAGAAUCUGUAUAACGUGUCCUGUAAAUUGCAAGAUGAACCAAUCCAUGCAGAACAACUUGAUUCACACGUGUUAUUAGCAAAGUUGCACAAUGUAGCUUUCUUUAGCACCGAAGGAGCAAACAUGUAUUGUCUAGACAUGAAUGAUGCUACAAAAAUAUUUGGUACCAUUCUCUUUGUCUCAAAAGUGCUUGAAGAGCCCAAGAAUUUUUCCUGCGAGACCCAAGACUUUAAGACUUUGAACUGUUCGUGGGAACCUGGGGUAGACACAACUUUGGGUUGGAAUCAACAACCUUCCCAAAGUUACAUUUUAUAUGAAUCGUUCUCUGGGAGACUUGAGCGUUCUGAGCACAACAACUUGCAUAACUGGAAAAUCACUGAUGAUUCACAGGAAACGUAUAACUUUACACUCACAGCUGAAAACAAACUAAGGAAAAGAAGUGUCAACCUCAUUUUUAACCUGACCCAUAGAGUUCAUCCAAAGGCUCCUCAUGAUGUCACCCUUGAAAUUAUAAAUGCUACAAAAGCCAACAUGACCUGGAAGGUUCACUCCGGUCCGGACAGCUACACACUUUUGUGUCAAGUUGAACUCCUGCAUGAAGAAGAAGUGAUACAUGAGCACAACGUUUCUGUCCACGUGACCUCAACUUACCUCUUCAGUGAUCUGGUGCCAGACACGGAGUACAAGGCUCGUGUACGCUGCGCAGGUGCCAACCAUGUCUGGAAAUGGAGUGACUGGACUCAAAAAGAGUUCAUCACACCCGAGACUGCCCCCUCAGAGGCUCCUGAUGUGUGGAGACAAGUGUGGUCACAGAACGGAAGUCAUUUUGUGACCUUCUUCUGGAAGCCGCUAUUAAAAUCACAGGCCAAUGGCAAAAUCAUAUUCUACAAUAUAGUUGUAGAAAAUCAAGACAGGCUAACUAAGUCAGAACACCACUCUGGCCAAGAACCAUCCAUUUGCAUAAAACUGAACCUUGACCUGGGUCCUUACAAGAUUCACAUCACAGCCAACAACAGUGUGGGUACAUCGCCCGAGUCCGUGAUUGUCCUCACUAAUGAUUCUGGAACUGAAGAGGUCCAUGAGAAAAGAAUCAACGGUACAAAGGAUGGAUUCCAUAUUUCUUGGGAGCCCAUAUCUGGAGAUGCUGUAGGCUAUGUUGUGGACUGGUGUCCACAGUCUCAGCCCCAGUACUGUCAUUUGCAGUGGAAGAAGCUAGGCCCCAAUACCACAAGCACCAUCAUCACCUCAGAGGAUUUUAAAGUGGGAGUCCGCUACAACUUUAAGAUUUUUGAAAUGUCUACGCAGCAGACUGCUCAGUUGCUAGGGAAACAAACAGGAUACAUCCAGGAACUGGCUGAUGUGAAGAACCCAGAAGUGGACAUUAUAAACUUGACCUCCAACUCCUUCUUCUUGAGCUGGCAGAAUUACGACAGUGACUCCCAGUCGGCUUUCAUAGAAGGGUACUAUGUGUAUUUGAAAUCCAAGGAGAUGCAGUGCCACCAGAAAGCAGAAAGGACCCUUCUUUCAGAUAAAUCAGUGCUCUGUAAAUAUGACAUCAACAACCCAGAGAAAAAGACAUUUGCUGUGAAAAACCUUCGGCCAGAAACCCUUUAUGAGUUUUUCGUCACUCCAUAUACCAGGGUCGGCCAAGGACCCAAUGAAACAUUCACAAAGGUCACGACUUCAGAUGAACACUCCUACAUGCUGCUGCAGAUCAUAUUACCCAUGACUCUCUGUGUCUCUCUCCUCAUCGUUGUGUGCUACUGGAAAAGCCAGUGGGUGAAGGAGAAGUGCUACCCUGACAUUCCAAAUCCAUACCGGAGCAGCAUCCUGUCAGUGAUAAAAUCCAAGAAGAACCCUCACUUAAUAAUGAGCAUCAAAGACUGCAUUCCAGAUGUCCUUGAAGUUAUAAACAAGGUGGAAGGCAGCAAGACACAGUGUGUAAGCUCUGGGAAACCACACACUGAAGAUGCACCCACUACGCCAACAGAGAAAGGCUCCUCUGGCCCCACCUCCUUCUUUUUUGAGAAUCUUACGUAUGAUCAGUCGGCUUUUGAUUCUGAUUCUCAUGGCCUUGUUCCGGGACCCCUAAAAGACACACCACGUCAACUUGGACUAUUGGCCCCACCUGACAAGUUACUACCUGUAUUAGACAAAGACUACAUUAAGUCCCUGGUUGAAAGCCCAACUGAAGAAAGUAGCUUGAUUUAUGUGUCCCAGCUGGCUUCACCCAUGUGUGGAGACAAGGACAGGCUUGCCACAAAUCCAGCUAUGCCAGCGCACUGUUCAGGGUACAAAAGGCAAAUGGCAGUUCCAGGGAGCCUCGUAUUACCUCCCCUGAGGGAGAACAACAGCCUAACCUCAAUGAUCCUUUUAGGCCAAGGUGAGCAGUAAACACCAACUAGCACCAACCCACUUCAUACACUACAGGCACUUUUGAGGAUGUAGCUGGUUCCAUGCCAACACUGCAUGCUCUGGCCCUUGAUUCCAGGAGUGUUCAUUACCUACGGUGCUGACUUAUGAACGUCACUAUAGGCUGACAGACUAAAGACCAGAACUAUGCAAUUUGCCAUUUGCUCUGCACACUUCCUUAGAAAUAAUAGGAUCAUGGAGCAUGCUGAC
Molecule: messenger RNA, 3478 nt
Organism: Acomys russatus (golden spiny mouse)
Lineage: Eukaryota; Metazoa; Chordata; Mammalia; Rodentia; Muridae
Gene: Osmr
Product: oncostatin M receptor
Exons: 17
Coding region: 347-3250 (967 amino acids)
Biological process (GO): cytokine-mediated signaling pathway
Cellular component (GO): membrane; external side of plasma membrane
Molecular function (GO): cytokine receptor activity; protein binding
Source: RefSeq, a predicted model, not a curated record